AUGCCUCGCCAAGGAAACGGACAGAGCGAUAACGCCAUUGAAGCAGGCCACAACAUCAUCCACGGCGCGGGCCAAGAAAAGUCCACCCAUGUCGAUCGCGCGGACAAGACUGCACCUCUUCCAGAGCUCUCUAAGGGCGCGGGUCUCGAGAACCUCCCAGCGAGUGGGGGGACAAGCAAGGGAAAGGAUCAGGGCGGGAGGGGGAGCACUAACUGA
Molecule: messenger RNA, 216 nt
Organism: Dichotomopilus funicola
Lineage: Eukaryota; Fungi; Ascomycota; Sordariomycetes; Sordariales; Chaetomiaceae
Exons: 2
Coding region: 1-216 (71 amino acids)
Source: RefSeq, a predicted model, not a curated record